UCCCUCCUCCUUUCUGGUACGUCCACAAUGGUACAGCCAGCAUCUUGCAGCAUAAUGGUUGCAAGACGGUAAACAGGGAGUGAUUCAGCAUUGCAAUCGUAAUUUCUAGGCUAUACCGCUAUUUUUUUCUUCCAUCGCUGCAUUUUUUCUAGUUAUCUCCAUGUUCACUUUUAUUUUUCUCUGCGUGCUAAGUCGCUAAAUGUCUCUCGUCGGAAUGUUUUGAACAGAACUGUCAACGGCCUAGGAUUGUCGUCAGCUGGCACGGAAUGGUAUUUAUGAGCAGGCAUUUCUUCUAUUACUGCGGUGAACCAGUCCUAGAUGUGAAAAUAGCCUUUUGUCAGGUGUGUGUUCCUUACAGGUAAAAUAAGGGUUUUGCUAAACAAUUGGAUGUGUCAUACAUUGGCAAGCAUUACAACAUGAGCAAAUGCAAAGUGGACAACCAGUUCUACAGUGUGGAAGUAGGAGAUUCCACCUUCACAGUUCUCAAACGUUACCAGAAUCUAAAACCCAUCGGUUCUGGAGCUCAGGGAAUCGUCUGUGCCGGGUACGAUGCAGUCCUCGACAGAAACGUGGCCAUCAAGAAGCUCAGCAGACCCUUUCAGAACCAGACCCAUGCCAAGAGGGCAUACAGGGAACUGGUGCUCAUGAAAUGUGUCAAUCACAAAAAUAUCAUCAGUUUAUUAAAUGUUUUCACAUCACAGAAAUCACUAGAAGACUUUCAGGAUGUGUACCUGGUGAUGGAGCUGAUGGAUGCCAACCUAUGCCAGGUGAUUCAGAUGGAGCUAGACCAUGAGAGAAUGUCCUACCUGCUCUACCAGAUGCUGUGUGGCAUCAAACACCUGCACUCAGCUGGAAUUAUACACAGGGACCUGAAACCUAGCAAUAUAGUGGUGAAGUCUGAUUGUACGCUGAAAAUCCUGGACUUUGGCCUGGCCAGGACUGCAGGCACCAGCUUCAUGAUGACCCCGUACGUGGUGACACGGUACUACAGAGCUCCAGAGGUCAUCCUGGGCAUGGGGUACAAAGAGAACGUGGAUAUAUGGUCGGUGGGGUGCAUUAUGGGAGAAAUGGUGCGACACAAAAUCCUGUUCCCUGGCCGUGACUAUAUCGACCAAUGGAAUAAGGUGAUUGAGCAGCUGGGCACACCCUUACCAGAGUUUAUGAAGAAGCUGCAGCCCACUGUCCGUAACUAUGUAGAGAACAGACCCAAAUAUGCCGGCCUCACCUUUCCCAAGCUCUUCCCCGACUGCCUCUUCCCUGCAGACUCAGAGCACAACAAACUCAAAGCUAGCCAGGCCAGAGAUCUGUUGUCUAAGAUGUUGAUUAUUGAUCCAGCCAAGCGGAUACAAGUGGACGAAGCCUUACAGCACCCCUACAUCAACGUUUGGUACGACCCAGCCGAGGUGGAGGCGGCCAGGGAUCUCGUCCAAAUAUCAAUGCCUCCUCCUGCUAUCUACGACAAACAGCUGGAUGAGAGAGAACACUCUAUCGAUGAAUGGAAAGAACUAAUCUACAAAGAGGUGAUGAACUUUGAGGAGAGGACGAAGAACGGGGUGGUGAAGGGACAACCCUCUCCCUCAGGUGCAGCCGUGAACAGCAGUGGUGAGAGCCUCCCUUCCCCCUCCAUCAACGAUAUCUCCUCUAUGUCCACCGACCAGACCCUGGCCUCAGACACUGACAGCAGCCUGGAGACCUCCGCAGGACCCCUGGGGUGUUGCAGGUGACUAGCAGCCAGCCUGCGCAAACCAAUGUUCUUCAGAAGGUGAAACGCAACAACCAACCAACCCACCGAAACCUGAAAAAGAACAAAGAUUAUUAAAAAGAAAAAAGUAUCAUAUUAAAGGGAUUUUUAAGGAAACGUAAAGAAUAAUGAUUAUGAAAAUUAACCCUGCAUUUUCAUUCAAAAAGAAACCACAAAAGUAUAAGGAAAAAAACUGAAAUAAUAAAUGUAUGAACUUCUAGUUACUUUAUUUAUACACCCCAUCCCCCCCCAAAUAUGGCACCAUUAAAAACAAAAACACUGAGACAGUCAUCUUUCUGUGAAGUGUAAAUUGACUGGCUGCUGGUAACCCAAUUUCUUGCAAGCGCCUGUGCUUCAGUCGAUGUGGCAAGGUGGGCCCUUUUCAUACAUUACUGUACAGCAAUAUAUAAAUCUCCAUUCACUUUCCCCUAUGUGACUGUAUUGCUAUGUUUUAAUAACCUCUAGGUUUGGUCCUUGGGUUUGUCUCCUGUGUGGGUGACAGAUUGGUGUGUUUUCAUGUAAUUAUUUCCACAGGGGUUAGUGCUAGUGCUCGACACUGCAUAGCACCCCCGCCCUUUGUAAAUAUGUAAUUCUGUACAGCUGUGAGCUAGGCACACAGACAGACAGAGAGUGGGACUGACGGCCAGUACUGGAAGUUCUUCUAUAGCACACCUUGCCACAUGACAUCACCACCUUGACCCCUGACAUUUGACCCCUAACUUUUCACCCCUUGCCUUUCACCCCUAGUCCUGCUGCAUGAUUACAAAAGCUAACACUAAUUAUAUGAUAAAUUACAACUAUAGAUACUUUUGUUUAUAAUACCACUUAACGUAAUUGAACUUCUUUUCAACCAUAGUGGUGACGAAACCCGUGGAUGGGGAGCUUCGGUUGAUGAUGGAUAUAUAAAUAUACAUACAGUGUGUGAUCUUCUGCAGGAGCAGGGCUGAGCAGGUUUGGGUUCAAUUCCAUUUCAAUUCAGUCAAUUCUGAAAGUCAACAUUUUUCUCAUUGAAAUGCAUUUGUAUUUGUUUUAUUUUACCUUUAUUUAACUAGGCAUGUCAGUUAAGAACAAACUCUUAUUUUCAAUGACGGCCUAGGAACAGUGGGUUAACUGCCUUGUUCAGGGGCAGAACGACAGAUUUUUACCUUGUCAGCUCGGAGAUUCGAUCUUGCAACCUUUCGGUUACUAGUCCAACCACUAGGCUAGGAAAAUUGGAAUAAGAACUAGAAUUGACUGAAUUGAAAUUCACCCCAACCCUGUUGCUGACCUGGAACCUUAAGUUCUCGUAGUUGGUUUGUGUUUUUGUGAAAUAAAAUUAUAUAUCUCUUCUGACUGCAUCCCUGCACCACUCCACUGGCUGAGGACAGUCCCACCCCAACCAGGGAGGUCACUCACUCUGUUUCUGUGUCACUACUGUGGUGUGAAGGAGAGAAGUUCAGGAGACAGUCGCCUUAUAUGUAUGUUACUGUCGGAAGCACAGAACAGUUUGGGGUGGGUUUACCUCAGUUUAGUUAUGUUCCUCAAAUCGCAUCCAUUUUAAUUUACAUUGAAUGAGUACUCCCUUAAUGCCAUAUUUUGUCAAAAGGGAAUCCGAUGAUAUACAAACUACCUAUAAAACCAGUAAUGUUAAACAUAAUUUUUGACUGGAAGUUUAUUUAUUAUUGAUUUAUUUAUUAUUUUCAUAGACUGAAUCAGAAUAAUGGGAAGUGCCUUGUUUGGAAUGAUGCCGUUUCCUCAUCUUAGAUAUACAGUAAUAACAGCGAUGCGUGCACUGAAAUUAAGCUAAAGAUCGACGGACCCCAUUACUGAGAUGCUGAAUUGAGGUAUUAUUUGAAGUAGAAUCUGAAGUUGGUGUCUGUUAGGAUUGCAAUAUUUAUGGUAACUUUCCAAAAAUUCUGGGGUUUUCCGUAAAUCUCAGUUGGAGGAUUCCCAGUUGAAAGAUUCCCUCACUGCUAAUUCCCUUGUCCAACCAGGAUUUUCUGGAAAGUUACCAGAAAUGUUGAAACCCGAGUGUCUAGCAUGUCCUGUUCAAUCUGUUUCCGCAUGAUGUCGCACCCAUUGUCUACACAUACUGUUGAUGCACAUAGUCACCACUACUGACCGAUGCCCAUGUCCUCCCUAUUAGAACUAUACUACGACCAUUACCAUGUUAUUGUUGCAUCUUUGAAUAACUAAAUAAUGUAGAAUUGAAACCUACUUUUUAAAACACAAUGGACUUGUUAUCAGAUAGUCAUCAUCAUAUAAAUGUUCUUCUGACCUAUAUAGUUACCUAGCAACUGAGCAGAAUACCUCCUAAUUUGUACGGUUUUGUUUUGUAUCUGUAAAUGUCUUAUUUGAUCAGUGUCCUUACAUUUCAAUAAAAGGGAUGAAAUAAA
Salvelinus fontinalis (brook trout) is the source of this 4116-nucleotide messenger RNA. RefSeq names its product mitogen-activated protein kinase 10-like. The record is from RefSeq and is a predicted model, not a curated record. Gene Ontology annotation, cellular component: nucleus; cytoplasm. Lineage: Eukaryota; Metazoa; Chordata; Actinopteri; Salmoniformes; Salmonidae. The transcript has 14 exons. The coding region runs from base 417 to 1724 and encodes 435 amino acids. Gene Ontology annotation, molecular function: JUN kinase activity; ATP binding. Gene Ontology annotation, biological process: JNK cascade; protein phosphorylation.